GCCUGCCGCUUCUGGGCUUUGGACCCUUGGGAGCGACCUGCAUUCGGCUGUUUCUUCCAUUUUCUGAAAGUCUGCCAUGCCAGUAGAACUCUGUUUGAUUUCGAGAAGCCAGGACAGUUACCAUAGUCCGGAUUGGAUCAGCCCAUGGACGAGGACGUGGUCUCGGAAUUCCCUCAACAUCAUGUUCUGUAGUCCAACAAAGCGCAGGUUGUUGGUUGGGGCAGAUGUAAAAUGGUGGGAGCUCGUUAUACACCGGAGGGUACCACAUCGUCGGCAAGGCUGGGAUGGAGAGAGAGCGCAGUGGCCACAUGUUACCGGAUUGGGAUUGGAGAUGCAUGAUUACUCCUGGGCGACUGAAUCGUCAAGCAAGUCACCAGGUUCAUCAUGAUGUCCACGCGCCAACUGACAGAUCCAAAUUGGAUUUGCAGGCCACGAUCGGAUUCAUCGGAACAGGAGAAUGGCUCGGAAAGCCUACCUCGGCUCAAAAUAAGCUUUGUCUUGGCACUGCACCUCGGAGCCCGAAUUAGCAUGCACUUGCAAGCAGUCCCCAUCCAUUCUUCUCUCGCUUUUUUCUUGCAGCCACUGUUGCCCACAUCGACUGCCAAUGUUUAAUAAUUGCGCUGUCCCAGCAUCAAAAGCCUAAGUAGCACAUAGAGCAGAAGUUCUUCAACACAAGCAAAACCAUGGCUUCCACAUUACAACCAUCUACAAAAGCUACGCUGACCACGUCCACUGAAUUGUCCAAUGUUCUUCGGACAGCUUAACACUUGGAAGCACUCGAAUUUUCUAAUGUCAUAUUUUCGUUGAGGAGUAGAACCAGAUUGCGAGAACGAGGAAAGGCAAGGCCAUGGCCCCAAAGAACUUGGCCAUGGCACCAAGGCGAAGACAGUAGGAACAUGCUCCAUGACAACUCUCCUAUCGCUCCGUCCGUAUCCAAUCGAAUAGUCUCUCGAAAUUAUUAUUUUCGCAAAAUUUAGAGUUUUCACUGGUCUCUGAUAACAAUUAGAGAUCUAGGUCGCAUAUCAUAAUACACGUGUAAAAAAUUAUCAAAGUCCAGCUGUAUCUCUAUUUAGUGCUCC
Molecule: messenger RNA, 1079 nt
Organism: Marchantia polymorpha subsp. ruderalis
Lineage: Eukaryota; Viridiplantae; Streptophyta; Marchantiopsida; Marchantiales; Marchantiaceae
Source: the annotation of a GenBank genome assembly